AUGUCUCUGACCUCUCCCCCAAUUCUCCAAUUCAAAUCCCUCUCAACCCCAUUUCUCCAUGGUGGCGCCUUGUCUAUCUUCCGCCUCCCAAAGACCCUUUCUACCGCCAUCCCUCCUCUGCCACCGCCUACUACUAGAUUCCUCCCUGUUAUCAGAGCAAUGAAAUCAAUGCAAGGCAGGGUUACUUGUUCCUCCCACGACAAGACCGUGACUGUGCAAGUUGUACGCCUUGCUCCACACCCAAAGUACAAGCGCCGUGUUAGGAUGAAGAAGAAGUACCAAGCUCACGAUCCAUUGAACAAGUUCAGUGUUGGGGAUGCUGUUCAGCUUGAAAAAAUCAGGCCCAUUAGCAAGCUCAAGACUUUCUUGGCUGUCCCGGUUCCCAGUCGAGGUGGGCCGAAGGCAAAAGACUCCGAAUCGCAGGAGUUGUGGCUUCCACUGGAGUCUCAACAGCCCGAGAGUUGA
Messenger RNA from Fraxinus pennsylvanica, 465 nucleotides. The record is from the annotation of a GenBank genome assembly. NCBI's taxonomy places the organism in Eukaryota, Viridiplantae, Streptophyta, Magnoliopsida, Lamiales, Oleaceae.